UAUCAGCGUACUGUGAAUGCAGCGAUGGCAGCUUCUGCAGAUGUCCACGUACGAGUAUGUGAACAAGAAAUCAUCAAAUAUGAUUUAGAAAUAAAAGCUUUAAUUCAGGAUGUCAGUGAAUGUACAGGACCACAAAGCAAACUGACAGAUUUACAUUGUAAAGUGAAAGAGAAAUUCAGCAACCUUAGACAACGGAUUCAGGAUUUGGAACAAAUGGGAAAAGAACAAGACAAAGAAUCUGACAAGCUGGACCUUCUCAAUAAAGUUGAAGGACAUCGGAAGCAAAUGCUUAGUAAUCAGACGGCUUGGAGAAAGGCAAAUCUUGCCUCUAAACUGUCCAUUGAUCAGUUGGAGAAAGAAGAUUUGUUAAAUUCAAAGAACAUGUCUGUAAGGCAUAGAAAAAUGACAAAAGAGAGUCUGGCUCAGACCUCCAGUGACAUCACAGAGAGUUUGAUGAACAUCAGUCGGAUGAUGUCACAGCAGGUUCAGCAGAGCGAGGAGGCCAUGAGCACACUAGCAACUUCAUCAAGAACAGUGCUGGAAACCCACGAAGAGUUUAAGGCUAUGUCAGGAACCAUACAGCUGGGCCGAAAACUCAUCAUUAAGUACAAUCGGCGGGAACUUACAGAUAAGCUGCUUAUUUUCCUGGCUCUCGCUCUCUUCUUGGCUACAGUGUUAUACAUUCUGAAGAAAAGACUGUUCCCUUUCUUUUGAGUGUGAUGACUGCUAAAUAUCCACAUUGUUUCAAAAAGGAGUGAAAUACACCUUGAAGGGAAAGUUCACCCAAUAAUGACAUUUCCGUCAACAUUCUUCAAAAUUCUCAUCUUGUGUCAUAUUUUCAAGUGAACUAUUUCUUAAAAGCUUUUUUCAUUUUUUCUAAAACUGCACGUGUCAGCACAGACUGAGAUGCUAUGAAGUCACCACAAAAAAGAAAAUCUAGUGUUAAAUCUGUAACUACAUUAUGGUUGCAUUUCAUUCUCUUAACAUAUUUUAUUUAUGAACAUUGUUGUAUUUAUCAAAUGGUUAUAAGUAAGACUUAAUCUAAGCUGUACAAUUAUAUCAAAGGCACUAUAAAAGCAGCUAAACGCGUUAUGUAUAAUGAAAUUGUUGGUAACAGCAUGUUUUAACUGUUUAAAGACCAAAUUACCAGUGUUUGGUUACACGAAACUGGUUGUUCUACAUCAAAAUAUUACUGGUAGACUUGUAUUUGUUAAAUGUCAAAUAAUGUUAUGCAUUUUUGGUGGAAUCGAUUACAUUAUUGCAAAUUUUGUCUAAUGAAAAAACUGUAAUUCAUUAUUUUUUUAUUAAAAAAAGCACAUGAUAUAGGUG
Messenger RNA from Triplophysa rosa, 1329 nucleotides. It is a transcript of the gene bnip1a, whose product is annotated as BCL2 interacting protein 1a. The transcript has 6 exons. Bases 25 to 714 code for a protein of 229 amino acids. The record is from RefSeq and is a predicted model, not a curated record. Gene Ontology annotation, cellular component: SNARE complex; endoplasmic reticulum. Gene Ontology annotation, molecular function: SNAP receptor activity. Gene Ontology annotation, biological process: retrograde vesicle-mediated transport, Golgi to endoplasmic reticulum. Lineage: Eukaryota; Metazoa; Chordata; Actinopteri; Cypriniformes; Nemacheilidae.